AUGAGAAAGGACCUCCGCCCCUCGGCCGCGCUCGCGGGCGAAGGGGUGGGGCCGGGAGCCGGCGUCUCGAGCAAGAUGGCGGCGAGCGGCCUGCGGCAGGCGGCGGCCGCGGGCAGCACCUCGGUGAAGCCCAUCUUCAGUCGGGACAUGAGCGAGGCCAAGCGGAGGGUGCGCGAGCUCUACCGCGCCUGGUAUCGGGAGGUGCCGACCACUGUGCACCUGUUCCAGCUAGACAUCACUGUAAAGCAGGGGCGGGAUAAAGUCCGGGAAAUGUUUAUGAAGAACGCCCACGUCACCGACCCCCGGGUGGUGGAUCUCCUGGUCAUUAAGGGAAAGAUGGAGCUAGAGGAAACGAUCAAGGUGUGGAAGCAGCGGACACAUGUCAUGCGGUUCUUCCAUGAAACAGAAGCGCCAAGGCCACAGGACUUCCUGUCCAAGUUCUACGUUGGCCAUGACCCAUGAAGCCACUCAGCAGAAAGGUGCAUGUUGGUUUCAGUAUUUUACAGCACAAAUAAACUCGCU
Molecule: messenger RNA, 522 nt
Organism: Talpa occidentalis (Iberian mole)
Lineage: Eukaryota; Metazoa; Chordata; Mammalia; Eulipotyphla; Talpidae
Gene: NDUFA6
Product: NADH:ubiquinone oxidoreductase subunit A6
Biological process (GO): response to oxidative stress
Source: RefSeq, a predicted model, not a curated record